GCCCGCCCUCUCCUGCUCACCGCAGCACCAGCAAACAAACACCCUCGCACACGCUCUGGAACCCGCCGGAACACUCCUUUGCAACAGCUUAUCUAUCUCCGAGGCGCGGACCAUCUCCGCCCAUACCGAAAUGGCAAUGGCUUUCCCAACCUCGGAUGAGUGGACAAUGGGCCCCUUCGACAGCCCCUUCGACAUGUACGCCGACAAGCAUUCCUCCCUCCUCGUCAACGGCCAAUUCACGCCCCAAUACACCCCGCACUCGGACCACCAGAGCCCUGGCCACCAUUCUGACCGAUCCGACUCGCUACCGCUGGAGCAGAUGAGCGGGUACUGGGACAUCCCCGGAAGCCGCCACGAUUCCAUGGGAACUAUGGAUCCCUCAACCUGCCAAGCUUCACCAGAGCGCAUACCCACCCAGGACAAAACCCCGUCAACAUCUGCCGCACUUCCCUCUGCUCCAGCACACAGCAGCCAGCAAGACACGAAGCCCGCGACACGGCCUCGCAAGCGCGCAGCCACCGUCAAGACAGAAAGCACAGCACCCACCCUUCGACGCGACCGCAAACAGUCCUCCCGGAUCGAGAUUGACGGCGAAGAAACACCCGCCAACGACAACUUCCCAGCAGUGCCCUCCCGCUCCCUCUCCACCGUCUUCCAGGCCAUAGAUUCCGCUGCCCAGUCUCCACCCAGCUUAAGGCGCAAAGGAAGCAAAGGCAAGCGCUCCAAAGGGCCGCAGUCUCAGGAAAUAAAGCUCGAGAUGAACCGCCUCGCUGCGCAGAAGUGCCGCGAGAAGAAGAAGAGGCAGCACCAGACCUUGCAGACCACCUUCGAGGCGCUUGCGACCGAGCAGCGCGAUCUGGACAACACCACCCGGAGCCUGCAGAACUACAUCAUCAACCUGAAGAACGAGAUCCUGAGACAUGCAAACUGCGGAGAUCCGAAUGUGGACAAUUACCUCAGGUAUGCGGCGGGCGCGCUGCAGUUCAACAAUAUGCCGGCGGCCCAACAAAUGCAUCCACACAUGGGCCAGCCGAACGGACAGCUCAAUAUGCAGAUUGAUCAGCAAAUGGAUGACCCAAUGAAGACUGAGGCGCAGGAGUGGAACGAGGACGACUUCAGAGGCCUCUUGCAGGACAACAUGGCUGGCCCUGAGUUCGACAAUUCGCUCUCCGCCGAGAGCACUCCACACGCAAAUGGAUCACCGAGUUUUAUGGGAUCUUGAGAUCGAACCAGCAAACCUCCCUUCGAUUCGACUUUCGUCCCCAAUAUUCCAACACUGGCCCUCUGCGCGAAUGAUCCGUAACGACUCCACCAAUACCCUCAAUGAACUCGCUG
Molecule: messenger RNA, 1335 nt
Organism: Mytilinidion resinicola
Lineage: Eukaryota; Fungi; Ascomycota; Dothideomycetes; Mytilinidiales; Mytilinidiaceae
Exons: 1
Coding region: 131-1222 (363 amino acids)
Biological process (GO): regulation of transcription by RNA polymerase II
Molecular function (GO): DNA-binding transcription factor activity, RNA polymerase II-specific; RNA polymerase II cis-regulatory region sequence-specific DNA binding
Source: RefSeq, a predicted model, not a curated record